Messenger RNA from Mugil cephalus (flathead mullet), 2054 nucleotides. RefSeq names its product glucosidase, beta, acid 3 (gene gba3). The record is from RefSeq and is a predicted model, not a curated record. Gene Ontology annotation, molecular function: hydrolase activity, hydrolyzing O-glycosyl compounds. Bases 554 to 1981 code for a protein of 475 amino acids. Gene Ontology annotation, biological process: carbohydrate metabolic process. Lineage: Eukaryota; Metazoa; Chordata; Actinopteri; Mugiliformes; Mugilidae. The transcript has 5 exons.
CAUGUCUUGUAAGGAUUUAUGUCACCCCCUCGAAUAAUUCACUUGGUAUAUGAUCAACAUCAACCAGAAGUUCACAAAGUUGUCGUGAAAGGCAUCAAACUUUCAUAAUUAACGCAGACGUCAUCACGCAGAGCUGCACCCUCGCGUGUUGCUUUCAAAUGCUCCUCGGUUGUUUUGUAAUCCCAGUUAGUGAAUACUUCCCCGGGAACAUUGAAAGACCCACCCAGCUUGCUAUCUUACGUAGUUGUUGAAUUGAGAUUAUUGUUGUUUAACAGGGACUUCCAAGUAGUGUUGUCGUAAGGAAAGAACGAAAAAAAGAGAAGGAAUGUCAAGGAAUUAUAAUUCGGGUGUAUGCACAUAACAACGGCAAUUAAACGUCGCAUCCCAGAGUAGUUCCUGGUUGUCGGAUAUGUGGGGCUGUGUUUACAUUGGCCUACGGUAUUUUAUUUACAUCAUUUCGACUUUCCAUUUACGAUGUAUGCGACACACUAGAAUGACGUAAGUCAGUGAGAAAUCAGAAAAGGUUUGUUUCAUUGUGCAUUCGCACAAGAACAUGUUUCCACGUGACUUUGCUUGGGGAGCGGGAACAGCCGCUUAUCAAAUAGAAGGUGGCUGGCAGGCGGACGGCAAGGGCCCGAGUAUCUGGGACACAUUUAGCCACGAGAAAGGCAGAGUGUUCGGGGACCAGAACGGAGACGUGGCCUGUAACAGCUACGAGCUGUGGGAGAAAGACCUGGAGUGUAUCCAGCAGCUGGGACUGACGCACUAUCGCCUGUCCGUCUCCUGGGCUCGCCUCCUGCCCGAUGGGACCACACGGCACGUCAAUCAGAAAGGUGUACAGUACUACAGCAAAGUUAUUGACGAUUUGCUGGCGUGUAAUGUGUCACCUAUGGUCACCCUUUACCACUUUGACCUGCCCCAAGCUCUGCAAAACGAAGGGGGUUGGACGUCCCCAGGUAUAGCAGCCCACUUUGACAACUACGCCAAGUUUUGCUUCCAAGCAUUUGGGGACCGCGUCAAACUUUGGAUCACGAUCAACGAACCGCAAGUGUGCGCCAAACUGGGGCAUGAAGAUGGCAUCCAUGCCCCGGGGUUAAAAGAAAAAGGCACCGCCGCCUACCUGGCGGGGCACAACAUGCUGCGCGCCCACGCCAUGGCCUGGAGCAGCUACGACUCCGUGUACAGGCCAAAGCAGAAGGGCGCAGUGUCUUUGGCCAUCAACAGCGACUGGUUCGAGCCUUUACACCCCGGUUCCGGGGAGGAUAUGAAGGCCGCCGAACGUGACCUCGCAUUCACAAUGGGAUGGUUUGCCUGGCCGGUGUUUGUUACCGGAGAUUAUCCGGAAAUAAUGAGAUCUGCCGUAGACGCUCAGAGUGAAAAGCUAAAAUACAGCGGUCCGCCGAGGCUGCCGACUUUCUCAGAGGACGAACCCGCCAUUUUGGGAACGGCUGAUUUCUUUGCUUUGAACUACUAUACGUCCCGCAAAGUCGAAUCAGGAGGAGGCCGUGGAGAGGGGUUGUGUAUGAAGAGUGACCGGGACGCGGAAGAAGUUUUGGAUCCAUCUUGGCCCGUUUGUGGCGUGUCCUGGCUGGCUGUGGUGCCCCACGGCUUAAGGAAACUCCUAAAGUACAUUAAGGACACUUUCAACAACCCGGCAGUCUACGUUACGGAGAAUGGCUUUUCUCAGGUGGGGCCGCCGCAGAUUGAAGAUGUCCAGCGUUGUGAGUUUUACAAGGACACCAUCUUGGAAGUGGCCAUAGAAGAAGAUGGGGUGGACGUGCGUGGAUACUUUGCGUGGUCGCUGAUGGACAACUUCGAAUGGGCCGACGGAUUCAGCGUUCGUUUCGGACUGUUCCACGUGGACUUCUCUGACGCGAAGCUGACACGCACCGUGUACCGGUCUGGAAGGGAAUACGCAAAGAUAAUCUCCCGAUACAAAUCUGCUCCAUGCAAAGGAGAGCAGCUGGCUAUACGUGACUGAUGGAAGAAAAAAAAGAAAAAAGAAGAAAGUCGAUCUUUCUCAUGCAUUAAUAAUAAACCAGCAAUUGAUAACA